Messenger RNA from Magallana angulata, 1602 nucleotides. RefSeq names its product chorion peroxidase-like. Lineage: Eukaryota; Metazoa; Mollusca; Bivalvia; Ostreida; Ostreidae. The coding region runs from base 1 to 1602 and encodes 533 amino acids. Gene Ontology annotation, biological process: response to oxidative stress. The record is from RefSeq and is a predicted model, not a curated record. The transcript has 8 exons. Gene Ontology annotation, molecular function: peroxidase activity; heme binding.
AUGAAGGCGUGGGGAGGAACCCUUAUCCUUUGGGAGAGACCAAGCGAAGAAUGUGCAUUUGAAAAUCCCAUCGAUUGUGACAGUGAUCCAAAAUACAAACAUAUUAGAACUUAUGACGGCAGUUGUAACAACUUGCAGCAUCCAUAUUGGGGAAAAGCUAGAACGCCAUUGGCACGUUUCCUUAAAUCGGAUUAUGAUGACGGAACUGGUUCACCAAGGCUUCUUGGUAAAGAUGGAGAUGCAUUACCAAACCCAAGAGAUAUACGCCUAAGCAUUCACGAGAAAAGUCUGCCUAUCCACGAACUUAAGAAUCAUUCACAUUUCCUGAUGCAAUGGGGGCAAAGAACAAGUCAUGAUAUGUUAUUAAAGGUGGAAUCAAAAGAAGAUCUGGACUGUUGUGGCGAAGAUAGCGGAAAAGAGAAUUGUGAAAUACCAAUACUUGUGAGAUCCGAUGACCCUUACUACAGCCAAUAUAAAAGAACUUGCUUGAACUUUAGAAGAUCCAAAGCAUCUGCUGAUCUUAAAUGCACAUUUGGUACCCGGCAACAACUGUCAAAUGUCACCAGCUUCAUCGACGCAUCUGACUUAUAUGGAUCUAAUGAUGUCACAAAUGCAAAUCUUCGAACAAAAGUAGACGGAGAUUUCCGAGCAAACCAACAUCCUGCAUUAAUGUCACUGCAGACGAUUCUCUUCAGAGAACACAAUCACAUAGCCAGGAAACUUAAAUUCCAAAAUCCAGAAUGGAACGACGAAAAGCUUUUUCAAGAAUCAAGAAGAAUUGUCAUUGCAGAAAUACAACACAUCACCUUUAGUAGUUUCCUACCCAACAUUCUCGGCUCGAAGAUCAUGAACCUCUUUGACCUGUACCCCCGUCCUAUAGAAGAAUACUUUACAGGGUACGAUGACAGAGUGAUACCAACGAGCAGAAACAGUUUCAUGGCCGCUGCUUUUAGGUUUGGUCACAGCUUGGUAAAUGACCAUCUUGCGUUUAAAGAUUGUGCUGGGAACAAGGAAAGAACACUAUUUCGACAUCUUUGGGGAAAUCCUGAUAAACUGUAUGAAGCAAAUGGAAUUGAAAAAACAUUACGUGGGCUUCAGGAAGAACAUUCACAGAGUGUCGACAGAUAUAAGUCCGAAGAAAUGAUCCGGUUUUUUGAGAGUCCUGAUCAAGCUGGGACUGACGUGAUAUCAAUGAACAUCAAUAGAGGGAGGGACCAUGGCAUUGCUGGAUAUAUGGAAUGGAGAAAGAUGUGCAAACUAUCAACCGCUGAUCAGUUCUCCUCCUUGACAGACCACACACCCGAGAUGGUCAAACUACUACAAAGUCAAUACAGACAUCCUAGUGAUAUAGAUUUAUUUGUUGGAGGUGUAACAGAGACGCCAUUGCCAGAAGCAUUAGUGGGACCUACAUUUGCCUGCAUUAUCGGUCUUCAAUUCAAAGCUUUAAAAUAUGGCGACCGCUUUUACUACGAAAAUAGCCACCCUGAAGUUAGAUUAACCAUAACACAACUGAAGGAAAUCAAGAAAACAACCCUGGCUGGGGUUGUCUGCCGAAAUACUAAUAUUGGUGAAAUCCAGAAGGACGUGUUUUCUCAUGGGUAA